AAAGCGCCUUUUUGAUUUCUAACACUCAAAAACAUGAUGCUUUCUCGCUCUAAACCUGCUAUACCAAAGAAUAAUGUUGUCCAAGCUCAAUCUAAAAAGAUUCCGAGUUUGCAUGAAUUCAUCGAAAAUAGAGAUUUUACUGGAGCACUUACGCUUUUAGAAUUUGAGCGUUGCUGUGGCAAAUCGACGCUGGAAACAGAUCUAUGGAUUGCAUAUUCUGCAUUUCACCUGGGAGAAUACAAAAAGGCAGCAGAUGAGUACAAAAAGAUUUUAGGAAAACCCAAUGCUCCACCAGAAGCUCAUACAUAUCUUGGAUGUUGCUAUUUUUUUCUGGGAAUGUACAAAGAAGCGUUGAAAGCUGCUAAAGACGGUCCUGUAUGCAGAUUGCAGAGCAGACUUUUAUUCCACGUAGCACAUAAGUUUAAUGAUGAACGUUCCCUACUCAGUCACCGUAAUGCACUUGAUAAUUCAAUAGAGGAUCAGUUAUCUCUGGCUUCAGUCCAUAGCCUUAAAAACCACCAUCAAGAAGCGAUCGAUAUAUACAAACGUAUUCUGCUAGACAAUAGGGACUAUUUAGCUUUGAAUGUUAACAUUGCUUUAUGCUACUACAAAAUCGAUUAUUAUGAUAUAUCCCAAGAAGUACUGGGUAUAUAUUUACAACGCCAUCCUGAUAGUGCAACUGCUAUCAACCUUAAAGCAUGCAUUAAUUUUAAAUCAUAUAACGGUAAAGCAGCAGAGGCAGAGCUGAAAGCUCUUCAAGAUGUGUCAUCUUCAUCAUUUACCUAUGCACAAGACCUCAUAAAGCAUAAUUUGGUUGUGUUCCGAAACGGAGAAGGAGCUCUUCAGGUUUUACCUCCGUUGAUCGAUGUUCUACCAGAAGCAAGACUUAAUCUCAUAAUAUUUCAUUUAAAAAAUGAAAAUUUACAAGAAGCCUAUGAACUUACUAAAGAAAUCGAUCCAAGUACACCACAAGAAUAUGUAUUAAAAGGAGUUGUAAAUGCUAUUCUCGGUCAAGAACAUGGUUCUCGUGAACAUUUAAAAAUGGCUCAACAAUACUUUCAAUUAGUAGGAGGAUCAGCAAGUGAAUGUGAUACAAUAUCCGGACGUCAAUGCAUGUCUUCCUGUUUCUUUCUUCUUCGUCAAUUCGAUGAUGUUCUUAUUUACUUAAACUCAAUAAAGAGUUACUUUUAUAAUGAUGAUAUAUUUAAUUUCAAUUAUGCUCAAGCGAAAGCAGCUGUAGGAGCAUAUAAAGAAGCACAGGAAGUAUUUUUACUAAUACAAUCAGAACGUUUACGUUCAGAAUAUGCCUAUUUAAGUUGGUUAGCCAGAUGUUAUAUAAUGACAAAACAAGCACGUUUAGCUUGGGAACUUUAUUUAAAAAUGGAAACUUCAGCAGAAUCCUUCAGUCUAUUACAGUUAAUUGCUAAUGAUUGUUACAAAAUGGCACAAUUCUACUAUGCUGCUAAAGCUUUUGAUGUAUUAGAAAGACUGGAUCAAAAUCCAGAAUAUUGGGAAGGGAAACGUGGAGCAUGUGUUGGUGUUUUUCAACUUAUUAUAGAUGGACAAGAACCUAAAGAAAGACUUCGUGAAGUUAUACAAAUACUAAGGAAUACAAACAAUCCACAAACAGAAUAUUUUAUACGUGUUAUGAAAAAAUGGGCUAAAGAAAAUAAAAUUGUUGUAUAAAUAACCUACUUUAAAUGUUGUAC
Messenger RNA from Trichobilharzia szidati, 1709 nucleotides. NCBI's taxonomy places the organism in Eukaryota, Metazoa, Platyhelminthes, Trematoda, Strigeidida, Schistosomatidae. The record is from the annotation of a GenBank genome assembly.